GCACCAACAAGCAGGCAGAGUGACGACGAGCUCCAGGCGCAACGCAACUUACAAGGCAGCAGGAUUCCUUUUCCUGGCGACACCCUUCGUACUUAAAUCUACUUUGCCUUCUCCCCAAACCGGGAUUUAUUUUCUUGUUGAUAUUCGCAACCCGCAACCUGCAACCUGCUUCUUGCAUCGCAUCCCCGGCACCUCCCACCAUGGCCGACGCUGUCCCCGCUGCCCUGAGGCAGGCCGAUGUCAACAUUUGGAAAUGCGCCACCAAAGCUACGCAACUUCAGGCCGUGAAGCCCAUUAUGUCCUAUUGGUGUAUGUAUUGUACAAUGAAUGCGAAGGGGUGACGGUCUCUGAUUUUCCAGGCGAAUACUGGGCUGUGAACCAAAUCCUAGCGAAACAGCUGCACACAACCGACGAGGGCAUCCUAAACUACACAACAAACUUGAUGGAUAAGCUGGAGCAGACGAAAUCAGAGCACGCGACUGAAGACGCCAUUACCGACGAUCUCGCAGGCCAGGCGUACGUGGAACAGUUUGCACAGGAGACAUUGGACCGAGCCGAACGGGUGGUGAACGCGAAUCGGGUGACACAACAAACCGCGACAACAUUCGAUGCAGCCGCAACCUUCUUCCAUGUCGCGAAUAUUUGGGGCCCGGUGGAUCAGGAGACACAACAAAAGAUCAAGUACGCAAAAUGGAACGCGGCGCGGAUUGCCAAGGCAAUUAGAGACGGCAACGACCCCAAUGAGUCGAACCCGCGACAUGAAGAGGCGCCCCAGCCGGAGCUAGAUCCGAACGACCCCGCGGUUCAGAGCUUGAGCGGCGCGUCGCCAAACACAGGGCCGAGACCUGUGACGGUAGAAGAUGUCCCUGACUCGGAAACGGCCAAGCACGCAUCGGGCGUGUCGUUGCCGCACAGCCCAGUCCUGGGCGAACCAUCUCCGAUCUCUGACGGCGGCCUCCAACUCCCGGGGGUGCCGACGGAUCUGGCCGAACCUUCACCAUCGAGUUACUUUGGACCAGAAGCAUCGGUAACCCCACCGCCACAACAUCCCGAUUACUCCCAAGCGUCCCCCGGUCUCCCACCCCCACCAACCGGAUGGACGCCAUCCCAGCAGAGCCCAACAACGAGUAUUCCGCCAACAACGUGGUCACAGGGCCCUGUUAGUCCAUCCGGAUCUGGCUUCUAUCACCAGCCUUCGGCUCCUACAACGAUACCGCCAACAUUCGCCACAAAUCCCCCAUCAACGGCUGCAGUGGCGUCACCCCCCGUUAGUCCGCCCACCAACCCUUACUACUCGCACGCGGCUCCAACCGCGAAUACCGCACGGCCGACAGCCCCUCCUGCAGCCCCGCCGGCUAGCUAUGUGCCGGUUCAGUCUGGGGGUUUCACGACGGAUGAGGCGGCAAUGGUCGGGGCACAAAAGCAUGCGAAAUGGGCCAUAUCGGCUCUCAACUUUGAGGACGUGCCUACCGCGGUAAGGGAAUUACGAGACGCGCUGAGGUUGCUCGGGGCGACAUAGGGAGUGGGAAGUGAUACGAGCUACGUAAUGAUGGUCGUGAUGAAAUGCCAGCGUAUGAUUCGAACAGCAAGAGUCUUGACGUAUUCGUUGUCUCAGGGGCCCUACUCCGGCAGAUUCGUUGUACCCGAGACAAUGUUCGUCCCGUUCUGCCGCCCGCCCCAAGCGGAAACAGCCAGCAGAGCACUGUCUCACAACAUGCUAUCUAGCCGCCUCAACGAUCUGACGGCUACCCACACGGCAGCCCUAGCAAAGCCAAUCUUGUACCACCACAACACUUUUC
Molecule: messenger RNA, 1799 nt
Organism: Chaetomium fimeti
Lineage: Eukaryota; Fungi; Ascomycota; Sordariomycetes; Sordariales; Chaetomiaceae
Product: Vta1 like-domain-containing protein
Exons: 3
Coding region: 254-1519 (421 amino acids)
Biological process (GO): late endosome to vacuole transport via multivesicular body sorting pathway
Cellular component (GO): multivesicular body
Source: RefSeq, a predicted model, not a curated record